CUGCCGGCGUAAUGUUCCAUGACCCACUACUGUCGUUGAGUUCGCUGCCGCUGUACAAUACCUCAGAGUUGGGAAAUCGGAACAAGGUGCCCCUAGGCAAAGCUCAGGCGUCUGUUCUGAUGGGAACGUCGAAGAAAACUGCGUCGAACUUGGCCCUUGAUCCAUCUGGUGUAUCUGGAAUGUCGAGCGAGUCAUGAUGUCUCAGACGUAGUCCUCGCGGAACAGCUCGUCUGGAUCGUCGAUGUGGUCUCAUGAGCAAGGAACACACAUACUGUAUGUGGACUACCAUCCGAGGGUGAUGACUGCUCAAGCACUUCUGGAUUCACUCCAGGUGCGGCUAACAUGGGUUUCUACGUCGAACAGACUAACCACUUCUGCCCCAAUGGCUAUGCCUGGCUGACGACUUAGUCAACUCGGCUGACAACUCAGCCGACUUGGCAAACGGUUUUGGCAACACAGCCGAUGAUUGUGCUGACUCAGCUGACGAUAGUCGAUUUAGGAGACGACUCGGCCAAACUGAAUGACUACUCUUCCGACUUCGCUGGCGCUCUAUCCUACCCCACUGACGAUAGCAUCGGCAUGGAUGACGGGCAGGUCUACCUGGCUGACGAUGAUAUUAAGCUAGCCGGUGCGAGCACCAACCUGGCGGAUGUUGGAGCACACCAAGGUAGUUAGUCAUGGAUGGUGAGCUCAAGACUGCGACAAUUGAGAACGCUGUUUCAGCGUCUGGAGAAAAACCGAGUG
Phytophthora nicotianae INRA-310 is the source of this 744-nucleotide messenger RNA. RefSeq lists its product as hypothetical. The record is from RefSeq and is a predicted model, not a curated record. Bases 463 to 675 code for a protein of 70 amino acids. The transcript has a single exon. NCBI's taxonomy places the organism in Eukaryota, Oomycota, Peronosporomycetes, Peronosporales, Peronosporaceae.